Messenger RNA from Meira miltonrushii, 723 nucleotides. RefSeq lists its product as uncharacterized. Gene Ontology annotation, cellular component: RNA polymerase II, core complex. NCBI's taxonomy places the organism in Eukaryota, Fungi, Basidiomycota, Exobasidiomycetes, Exobasidiales, Brachybasidiaceae. The transcript has a single exon. The coding region runs from base 223 to 513 and encodes 96 amino acids. Gene Ontology annotation, biological process: DNA-templated transcription; transcription initiation at RNA polymerase II promoter; maintenance of transcriptional fidelity during transcription elongation by RNA polymerase II. Gene Ontology annotation, molecular function: nucleic acid binding; DNA-directed RNA polymerase activity; zinc ion binding. The record is from RefSeq and is a predicted model, not a curated record.
AUCCUUUCAUCUACAAACACACAAUCUCUGAAGCAGAUUGGAAGGAUCGAUCAGGAUGGCUUCUCUCAACUUCUGUGCGGAAUGGUGAGUAUCGGUUGAAGGCUUGGCAGCUUCGAUAUGCGCUUGGUGUGAAUCGGCAUAUCAAUACUGACACAUCCCACUUCCAUUCUUCUCGCACUGCUCAGCAACAAUUUGCUGUACCCAAAAGUACAGCAAUCAACAAUGACGCUGAUGAAUUCAUGCAGAACAUGUCCAUAUGCGGAACCGGCUCGCAAUGUGAUGGUAUACCGAAACGAUUUGAUGAGCGUUUCAAAGGAACAGGCCGGUGUGAUUGAUCAAUUGAUGAAGGAUCCGACCUUGCCCCGAUCGCGAGAACAUUCUUGUCCAAAGUGCGGUAAUAAUGAAUCGGUAUUCUUCCAGGAUCAAAGUAAGCGGACAUUCAAUCGAAUGAUUUACUUCUUCGUUUGCACGCAAUGCAAUUAUUGUUUCAAGGAUGACAAUAUCAAAAUUUGAUGGCGGACCCGUCUAUCCGGUCCGGAUCGUACCAAUUUGUAACCAUAGUAGCAUCUCGUCAGCACACAUUCUGUAAUAUAUUGAUAAAGGACCAAACGUCGUGGGCUGUGUUAUUGCUGCCCCAGCGGUGUUUUCGUCACCGCACAUUCAAUGUCAGCUUCCGUCGAAACCUCAGCCCUCGUUUAUGAAAUCAUUUUCGAGUCGAACAAA